AUGGCCCAACAAACUUUUCCAAUGGAAUCCUCUUCGCUGAAACAACACGCCAUGAAAGGCAUGACAAUGAAGCGCAACACAUCCGAGAGCACAAUGAGCAGCAGCAGCAGCAAUAACGUGAGGAAUCGUGCCACCAUGAUCCGUCAAAAGCACGCCAACUCCCAAGAACUCAAGACAAGGAUCCGAUCGUACCGUCGUGUUUCGAUUGAAUCGGACGACAAGGGACUCCACGAUGACGCCGAAGCCGUGCGAAAGUCUCUGCAAACUCUGGAGGAAGUCAUGAACGCCAUGAAUGCUCGUACUAGCUCCGGUUCCGGACUCCGCAAGGCCGUCUCGAUCGGUUCCAUGGCCGUGUUGCAUCAAAGUCAAAGCAGUAACAGCAUCAGCAACAGCAAACCUAGCAGCAGCAAAAGCAUCGAGAGACGCCGAGUCGAAGGAUCCAGUCGGUUCUUGCCGCCAAGCCAUUGGCUGCUCACACCAGACAAAAAUACAACAUGGACAAGUACAUGGAUACCGCGUCCAAACGCAACGCAACCUUUCCCAUCAAAAAGAAGAAGAACCCAGCAGUGCAGCCCCACGUAG
Seminavis robusta is the source of this 582-nucleotide messenger RNA. The record is from the annotation of a GenBank genome assembly. Lineage: Eukaryota; Bacillariophyta; Bacillariophyceae; Naviculales; Naviculaceae.